AUGAGCCAUAACGGAACUGCCACAUCUGCGAUUACCACAACCAUAUCUCCAUGCGGACACUACGUGGUGGCACUUGACGACGGCAAUGCGAAGAUAUGUGCUGUGAAUGGAGGACAUGUCAUCAAGAAAUAUCAGCUCCAACACCGUGGAUAUCCGGUAUGGGAACCACUUGGUGAUAAUCCUGAGUGUACUAAAGUGGCCAUUGUUGGUCAAUUUACACUUACAGUGCUUAUGGUUAUGGAUUUUGAAGGGAUUGAGGCCGAACCUGUCAUGGUAUCGGUUGCCGGUCUUAAGCUCACAAACUUCAAGUGGAUCUCAGCACAAACUGAUCAACAGUUAGCUGCUGAUGUUGAUGACGAUGCAGUGUUUAUGGGAGUUUAUUCGGGAGCAGUACAAUUUGUGGUGACCACUGAAUUCAAUCUCAGUGCUCACUUAUGGUCGCUUACUGCUUCCCAGCCAUUACUACUGGUAGAAAACCCAUUGGCAGUAUCCACAUCCACGUGUAAUCUGUGGCUGAUCUUAUUGAGUCAAGGACAAUGGCUUCUGUUUGCUAAUGUUGGUGCUGCCAGUGUUGCCCUUGGUAAUUUCCAUUUGACUAAAGAGUAUUCUGAGCCAAAAUGGAGCCAAUGGAACUCGAGCGGUACUUAUUGGGCAGUACUGAAUCUGUCAUUAUCGGGUACAGUGGUGGAUAUCUAUACGCGUACUGGUGAUUUAUUAACUUGGUACGCUCAUACUUUGGGAAUUGAUUAUCAGCUCAAAUGGAUCACUGAUAAGGCGAUAGCCGGUGCCACUGUGGCUGACCAUAAAGUCAUUGUGGCGGUGUAUAGUCUACUUGAAGGACGCAUUGCUGAAGAGCUAUUAGUGCAAUUUUCGUUGGAAAGAAGAAUAUGGUGUGUCCAUGAACAUGGUGGCUAUAUUGAAAUGAAACGUCCCAUGGAUAGCACUCGUCUUUUGCGAGUUUACGGAAGUGACGGAAUCGUGGUGGUGGUGCUUGAUCGUGAAGUGAUCAUUUGGGAAUGGGUGGGGACAUCAUUAGUGGAACGAGCCGUGAUUCGCGUCGAUGAUGUCCACAGUGUGUCACACCGUGACGCUCUGGUGUUUAUCUGUGCUAACACGUCGGUAAUUCAGUUUUCCAUGGGGGUAGUUUCCACUUUAUACCAAGGAUCGUCACGGCUUCGACAAAUGGUAGUUACCCCAGGUAACGGACCCAUCGUGGUCGUUACCGGAGCCACCACCUGGGAAGAAAUACUUGUACCUCGUCCCGCCGACUACGAAGUCACCGAUACCUUUGCCGGGCGUUAA
This is a messenger RNA of Diutina rugosa, 1302 nucleotides long. RefSeq lists its product as uncharacterized. The record is from RefSeq and is a predicted model, not a curated record. The coding region runs from base 1 to 1302 and encodes 433 amino acids. Lineage: Eukaryota; Fungi; Ascomycota; Pichiomycetes; Serinales; Debaryomycetaceae. The transcript has a single exon.